Messenger RNA from Camelina sativa (false flax), 5712 nucleotides. The record is from RefSeq and is a predicted model, not a curated record. NCBI's taxonomy places the organism in Eukaryota, Viridiplantae, Streptophyta, Magnoliopsida, Brassicales, Brassicaceae.
UUUUUUUGGGUUCAGCUAAGAUUAGUCGGUUAAAGUUUUGAGAUUUGGAAACCCUGUGAUGUUUUUGGUGAGUGAUGAAAUCGUUGCGUUGGUUUUAUCGCGUUGAAGUUGAAACCCUAAUUUCGGGGACCUUGUGGAGUGUCUCUGUUUGCACUCUGCAGUCUCUAGUCUUCUUCUUCUUCUGAGGGCGUUAGUAAUGGCGUCUAAAGGUGGGAAAUCUAAACCUGAUAUAGUAAUGGCUUCCAAAAGUGGGAAAUCUAAACCUGAUAAUGAGUAUAAAGCUAAGCGCCAGAAGACGCUCGAAGCUCCUAAAGAACCACGUCGCGCUAAAACUCAUUGGGACCAUGUUUUGGAAGAGAUGGCUUGGCUUUCAAAGGACUUUGAGUCCGAGAGGAAGUGGAAGCUGGCGCAGGCGAAGAAGGUUGCUUUGAGGGCUAGUAAAGGCAUGCUUGAUCAGGAAUCUAGGGAAGAAAGGAAGCUAAAGGAAGAAGAGCAGCGGUUACGAAAAGUAGCUCUUAAUAUCUCGAAAGACAUGAAAAAGUUUUGGAUGAAAGUUGAGAAGCUGGUGCUUUACAAGCAUCAGCUGGUACGCAAUGAGAAAAAGAAGAAGGCGAUGGACAAGCAACUUGAGUUUCUGUUAGGCCAAACCGAGAGGUACUCAACCAUGUUGGCAGAAAAUUUAGUGGAACCUUAUAAAGAAGGACAUAGUAGUCCUCCAAAAACUCUGCCGGCUAUGGAGUUGAAAAGUGAUGAGGAGAUGGCAGAACAGAUACCUCCAGAGAUAAAUUGUUUAGCUGCAGGUCUUGAAUCAGAAAGUCCUGAAAUCGAUGAGGAUUAUGAUCUAAAAUCCGAGGAUGAGACCGAAGAUGAUGAAAAUACUAUUGAGGAGGAUGAAAAACACUUUACCAAACGGGAAAGACAGGAAGAGUUGGAAGCUUUGCGAGAUGAAGUGGAUCUACCGGUUGAGGAGCUGCUCAGACGUUAUACUGCUGGGAGAGUCAGCCGAGAAACCAGCCCAGAAAAUGAUGAAAGUGGAGACAAACUGGCCUCAGUAGAUCAAGAUCAUGGAGAGGAAGACAUGAACAAUCUUACUGCUUCUGAAGAAACUGAAAAGAGCCCAAGUGUUCGUCGUUCUAAUGAUAGCUGCGGUCGUUUGGCAAUACCCAAGACCCAUUCUCAUGACCUCGAGCCAGGCACGACGACUGCUUCUGCGAAGUCCAGAAAGGAAGAUCAUACUUACGAUUUUAACGAUGAACAGGAAGAUGUCGACUUUGUUGUUGCCACUGGUGAGGAAAAGGAUGAUGAGACAACACUUUCUGUCGAAGAGGAAUUAGCGAAAGCAGAUAAUGAAGACCAUGUCGAAGAGAUUUCUCUGCUGCAAAAAGAGAGUGAAAUGCCUAUUGAAGAGCUGCUCGCAAGGUAUAAGGAGGAUUGCGGUGACAAGGAUAUUUCUGAGGAUGAAUCUGAGUAUUCAUGUGCUCAGUCUGAAGAUUCUGGUGUAGACUCUCACGAAAAUAAGCAGCAAGCUAAUUCAGAUGAUGAAAACGUUGAUUCAACAGAAUGUAAGCCAGAUCCAAAUCCUUGCGCAGAAAUAGUUGAUGGCACAUCCCAUGAAAUAACAGAAGACAAUGGUAAAGACAGUAGUGAUAAAAUUGCUGAUGCAGCAGCAGCAGCAAGAUCUGCGCAGCCAACUGGAUUUACGUACUCUACAACAAAAGUUCGAACGAAACUGCCGUUUCUGCUCAAGCAUUCUCUGCGUGAGUACCAACACAUUGGUUUGGACUGGCUUGUCACGAUGUAUGAGAAAAGAUUGAACGGGAUUCUAGCUGAUGAAAUGGGUCUUGGAAAGACAAUUAUGACCAUUGCUCUUCUAGCACACCUUGCAUGUGAUAAGGGGAUAUGGGGUCCCCAUCUGAUUGUGGUUCCAACAAGUGUGAUGCUUAAUUGGGAAACUGAGUUUCUUAAGUGGUGUCCUGCAUUUAAAAUACUCACCUACUUUGGGAGUGCAAAGGAGCGGAAACUCAAGAGACAAGGAUGGAUGAAGCUUAACUCAUUUCAUGUAUGCAUAACAACCUAUAGGCUAGUUAUUCAGGACAGUAAAAUGUUCAAGCGCAAGAAGUGGAAAUACUUGAUUCUUGACGAAGCCCAUUUAAUUAAGAAUUGGAAGUCUCAGAGAUGGCAAACACUAUUGAACUUCAAUUCUAAACGCAGAAUUUUGUUGACUGGUACACCGCUGCAGAAUGAUCUUAUGGAAUUGUGGUCACUUAUGCAUUUCCUGAUGCCACAUGUCUUUCAGUCUCACCAGGAAUUCAAAGAUUGGUUCUGUAACCCGAUAGCAGGGAUGGUUGAGGGACAAGAGAAAAUCAACAAAGAAGUUAUUGAUCGCUUACAUAAUGUCCUCCGUCCUUUUCUUCUACGGCGCUUAAAAAGGGACGUGGAGAAGCAACUUCCUUCAAAACAUGAGCAUGUUAUUUUCUGUAGACUGUCUAAGAGGCAGCGCAACUUGUACGAGGACUUCAUAGCAAGCACAGAAACACAGGCUACACUUAACAGUGGAAGCUUUUUUGGGAUGAUAAGUAUCAUUAUGCAGUUACGGAAAGUGUGUAAUCAUCCUGAUCUCUUUGAGGGUCGUCCUAUUGUAAGUUCUUUUGAUAUGGCUGGCAUUGAUAUGCAGUUGAGUUCAACAAUCUGUUCGCUGCUUUUGGAAAGUCCGUUUUCCAAGGUUGAUCUUGAGGCUUUGGGAUUCUUAUUCACACAUCUUGAUUUUUCGAUGACUUCUUGGGAAGGGGAUGAGAUUAAAGCUAUUUCAACUCCCUCAGAAUUAAUCAAGCAGCGUGUGGACUUGAAAGAUGAUCCAGAAGCAAUCCCUUUGAGUUCGAAAAACCGCAAAAAUCUGCAAGGGACGAAUAUUUUUGAAGAAAUACGUAAGGCCAUCUUUGAGGAAAGGGUUAAAGAAACUAAGGAUCGGGCAGCAGCCAUUGCAUGGUGGAAUUCUUUGAGAUGCCAGAGAAAGCCGACUUACUCUACAUCUCUGAGAACUCUUUUAACUAUUAAGGGUCCUCUCGAUGAUAUACACCAUCUUAAAGCUAAUCGUUCAUCUUACAUGUAUUCCUCAACCCUCGCUGACAUAGUUCUUUCACCGAUCGAGCGCUUUCAGAAGAUAAUUGAGCUAGUUGAAGCUUUCACAUUUGCGAUUCCAGCUGCACGAGUACCUUCACCUGCUUGCUGGUGCAGCCGUAGUGACUCUCCUGUUUUUCUUAGUCCAUCAUACAAGGAAAAAGUUACAGAUUUAUUGUCACCUCUUUUGUCUCCGAUUAGACCUGCAAUUGUUCGGAGCCAAGUAUAUUUUCCAGAUAGGCGACUGAUACAGUUUGAUUGUGGUAAGCUGCAGGAGCUUGCUAUGUUAUUGAGGAAAUUAAAAUUUGGGGGGGAUGAGAGAGCUGUCAUCACUACUUCAAGCCAAGAAGAUGACACUGAUGUAUUAGAUGAUGUCAAGCAAAUGGCUGCAGCAGCCGCUGCUGCUGGACAAGCUAUCUCAUCUUUUGAGAAUCAGCUACGUCCAAUUGAUAGAUAUGCAAUUAGAUUUUUAGAGCUUUGGGACCCCAUCAUUGGUGAUUCGGCAAUGGAAAAUGAAGCGGGGUUCGAAGAGAAAGAAUGGGAACUUGACCACAUUGAAAAGUACAAGGACGAAAUGGAAGCUGAGAUUGAUGAUGGGGAAGAGCCUCUUGUUUAUGAGAAAUGGGAUGCUGAUUUUGCAACCGAAGCAUACAGGCAGCAAGUGGAAGUCUUAGCUCAGCAUCAGUUGAUGGAAGAUUUGGAAAAUGAAGCUAGAGAGAGGGAAGCUGCUGAGAUGGCUGAAAUGGAUUUGAUACAGAAUGAAACUCCUCAUGUACCAAAGUCUAAGAAGAAGAAAAAAGCGAAGAAAGCCAAAUAUAAAUCCCUGAAGAAAGGAUCACUGGCUGCCGAACCAAAACAUGUGAAGUCCAUUGUGAAAGUUGAAGAUUCGACUGAUGAUGAUAAUGAUGAAUUCUCCUAUGUGAGUAGCAGUGACUCAGAUAUGGUUACACCGCUUUCGCGGAUGCAUAUGAAAGGCAAGAAAAGAGAUUUAAUUGUUGACACCGAAGAAGAGAAUACUUCGAAGAAGAAAGCAAAGAAGCAUAAGAAAUCUCUUCCGAAUUCAGAUAUCAAAUACAAACAACCAAGUGCUCUACAUGAUGAACUGGAACCAUCAAAACCGCCUGACAGUAUGGUUGUUGAUAAUGAAAUGAAACUGACGAGCAGGGGUAAAACUAUAGGGAAAAAAUCCAUCACUUCCAUGCCAAUAAAGCGUGUUCUUAUGAUCAAGCCAGAGAAGCUAAAGAAAGGGAAUCUGUGGUCUAGAGACUGUGUUCCCUCGCCUGAUUCUUGGCUGCCCCAGGAAGAUGCUAUAUUGUGUGCCAUGGUUCAUGAAUAUGGGCCUAAUUGGAGUUUUGUUAGCGGAACUCUUUAUGGAAUGACAGCUGGUGGGGCUUACAGGGGACGGUAUCGCCAUCCUGCAUUUUGUUGUGAGAGAUAUAGAGAGCUUAUCCAACGACAUAUUAUGUCUGCUUCCGACAGUGCAGUGAACGAGAAGAACCUCAACACAGGUUCUGGGAAGGCACUCCUGAAAGUCACUGAGGAAAAUAUUCGGACACUCUUAAAUGUUGCAGCUGAGCAGCCAGAUACAGAGAUGCUCCUACAAAAACAUUUUUCUUGCUUGCUGUCAUCAAUUUGGAGGACGUCGACCCGGACAGGGAAUGAACAACUGCUCUCCUUAAGCAAUCCCAUUUUCAAUAGACAGUUUAUUGGCUCCGUGAAUCACUCCCAGGAUAUAGCUAGAAAGCCUUGGCAGGGGAUGAAGAUCACCAGCUUAAGUAGAAAGUUGUUAGAAGCCGCUCUCCAGGAUUCCAGCACGAGUCAGCCAAACAAUACUGCUUCCCGUUCGAGGUUGCAGGAGGAUCAACCUAUCAAUAAAGUGGAGUUAGACUUAACCUUGGAAUUCCCCCCACGUGGUUAUGAUGAUUCCCUGACGCAGUUUCCACCCAUGAUAAGUGUGUCCAUUGAUGGGUCAGAUUCAUUAAAUUAUGUGAACGAACCCCCAGGGGAAGAUGUUCUAAAAGGUUCUAGGGUUGCUGCAGAGAACCGUUACAGGAAUGCUGCAAAUGCUUGUAUUGAAGAUUCACUUGGAUGGGCUUCAAACACGUUCCCAGCCAAUGAUCUGAAGUCAAGAACAGGCACGAAAGCACAGUCCCUGGGGAAACAUAAGCUAUCCGUCGCAGACUCAGCCAAGUCUUCAAAAAGCAAACAGCGCAAGCUCUUAGCAGAGCAAACAGAAGUGGCAUGGGUUAGGCCAAAUGACCCAAAUCUCAAGUUUGAUUUCACACCUGCGGAUAGGGAGGAUGAGGAGGUUGAGGAGAAGGCGGUUUUAGAAGAAGAGAUAGAGAUGAUAAGUUGUUCACAGUGGUAUGAUCCAUUCUUUACCUCAGGCCUUGAUGAUUGCUCAUUAGCUUCGGAAAUCUCAGAAAUAGAGUAGUAAAAGCCUUUUUGUAAAAGUAAAACUGCUGAUGAUUGUGGAUGAUCAUUUUCUUAACCACUUUUGAUGGGGCAAAAUCUUUUGUAAAGCAGAAAGUGACAGCUUCGUAGGUUUUUGUGUUUCAUCAAAAUAUCUAAUCUCAAAUAUGAUUUUUAUCCCCA